Messenger RNA from Acanthaster planci (crown-of-thorns starfish), 3013 nucleotides. RefSeq names its product mediator complex subunit 7 (gene med7). Gene Ontology annotation, molecular function: transcription coregulator activity. The record is from RefSeq and is a predicted model, not a curated record. Gene Ontology annotation, cellular component: mediator complex; core mediator complex. NCBI's taxonomy places the organism in Eukaryota, Metazoa, Echinodermata, Asteroidea, Valvatida, Acanthasteridae. Gene Ontology annotation, biological process: regulation of transcription by RNA polymerase II.
UUUUGAAGAUUGUUUCUAAAAAGGGAAACUAAAGUUGGAGAUUUCACACAGGAUUGACCAGUAGUACUGUUUGGCCUGAAGUGACUGGGUGAUUGUGUAGAUUGGCUGAUCUUGUCCAACAUCAAUUUACAUGUACAUGGUUUGGGUCCUUUUUAAUGUAUUGGUGUUUAUGUGUGGUGCAGUCAGUAGACCUGCACAAUCACUUGAUUUUUGCUUAAAAAAUCGUAUCACACAAUCUGCCGACAAUUCCACCAUCAGCCAGUUGCCUUUUCUUUCUCUACUUUACAGUUAAAGAAGAUUUUUUUUUUAAAGGGGAGCAAAAUUGGCACUUUUAAACAGGACUGACUGAUAGCACAAUGUCAUAUGCAGCCAGAAAUGAGACAGCCAAAUCCGCACGGUCUUCCUUGUAGCACCACUACACUGCUGCAGAACUGAGCAUGCGCAUUAACAAGCAGAAGCUCACAGAAUUUGCAUGCACAGCCUGAUCAAGUGACUGCUAUGAAAUGGCGGAAUCCCAAAAUGUGAGUUCUCUGCCCCUGCCGCCAAUGCAGUAUGUGAACAAUUACACCGAUGAGAGGGUGAAAAAUGGCACAGCACCCAAACCGCCUACACCAGUGAGUGAAAACUACAACAUGUUUGGGGCUGUCUUUACCCCUGACGAUGUCAUUAUCAGGUCCUUGGAGUCGCAGAAUCUGCGACGCCUCCACCCCAAGGUCUUUGACCAUAGAAAGGAGCUGAAGAAGAUCAACCAUUCCAUCCUCUUCAACUUCCUGGAUAUGCUGGACGUGCUGGUGGUGGCGCCUGGCAGCAAGAAGCGGGAGGAGAAAAUCGAGGACAUCAAACUGCUAUUCAUACACAUGCACCACCUCAUCAACGAGUUCCGCCCCCACCAGGCCCGAGAGACACUGCGCGUCAUGAUGGAGGUGCAGAAGCGGCAGCGGCUGGAGGCGGCCGAACGCUUCCAGAAGCACCUAGAGAAGGUGACAGAGAUCCUGCAGAGCUGCUUCGGGUCGCUGCCGGACAACAUGGGGCACAUCGACAGUAAGAUUGCUGCGAGGAUGGAGCCCCAGGCAGAAGAGGUCAGCAAAGCAACCGAGGGAGAUUCUGCCGAGAAGCAGGAUGAAGCAAAUGGUCAAAAGGAGCUGGAGGUCUCCUUUUACCACAAGGACAAGCUGAUGUGUAAUCUCGUGGACUCAAUAUGAGUGGAUAUAAAACAAACUGGAGUAGGAAUCAAGACUUGCGUACACAGUGUACACACAUGUACUUUAGUGAAAGAUGGUCUUUUCAGAACAUGUUGACCAUAGAUAGCAACAAAUCUGUUAAAACUAUAAAAUAAUACUCAGGCCUUUCACCUGAAGGAGCAACAUUCAUGUAUAGAUUUGUAAAUUAGAAACCAGGAUGACUCUAGUUGCCAAGUGCAUUUUUAUACAGUAUUAUGUACAUACAUGUACAGUACAUGACUUAGAACCUGGACUGACCCUGCAACAUUCCCUUCAGAAGUGAGUUAUACAUGUAUAUCAAAUAUGGAAAGCUGCCAUUACUUCAUAGCUACUACUAACCAAGCAAGGGCGGUGUAUAGGUUUCCCAGUGGUCCUUUUCACUGAUAAAUUCAAUAUAAUACACGCAUGUGCAUAAAUAGCCAUUGCAGCAAAAAGCAUGAGCGGCCCAUUGAUGCAUGACAGGGGCACAAACAUUGUGGUCAUUGACUCUCAGAUUCUGAGAGUGCUUUUCACUUCUGUAUUCAGGAAGCCCUGUAAUAUUGCCAGUGCUACAGCUUUCUGGUUUAUAAGGGUUUUAUGAGGCACAAAAUAAAGAAUAAAAAACUUUGCCCUUGUGCUUAGCCUACGAUGUCAAAAGAAAGUAUAAGGGCUCCAUUCUAAAUACCAGUGUGUACAAUAAACAGUCUUGAGAUUCAGGGUACCAUGCACCACUAUAGUUAGCAUUUUGCACAUGUGUACAGGGACCAGCGUUAUUUCUAAACUGCAGCCUUGUCGCUGUCGGAGGCUUUAAUUCCUGACCUACAAAUCACUUGUAGGCAUAUGGUGUUCAAAAAUAAAGAAAAUACUUUCCCAAAAGUUAAAUUUUGUAAUAGCAAGUUGUCGCUCUUUUACUUGGCUAACAACUUUAAAGUGAAAAACCGUCAGAGUGACACAUGGAUUUAAAGUUGGAAUUUGAAAACCCACAAUUCAGACUCUGCGAAAUUAGUACAUUGUACCCUGACAUAUCUCACAUCUCUUCUUUGAGCUCAUGCAGAAAGGAGACCUAUGGACUUACUGAUUUCUGUUGACCUUUUGCACUUGCACUUGAUACUUUUAACUCUUAAUUUUGUGCUCCAUGAAUCCCUCUUAGACAGAAUGCAACAGUUCUAAUGAUUUUAGAGAGUUUUCUCUAAUAGAAAAAACCAUGAAACUAUCUGCAGGACCUUCAAGAAAAUGGCAGUAGAAUUUCUACCCCAGUACAUGUUUAAUGGGCUACUCACACUAUUUGCCACCAUGGCCAUACAGGUGCAGUGUAUAUGCACACACGUGCAUAAUCAUGAAUUUAUUAAUGAAAAUUCUGGGAGUCCUGCACAUUAUUAUGCAUAUGCAUUUGUGCACAUCAUGUAGAACUUUCAUGAAUUCAUAGUUUUAUUGAACUGGCAAAUAACAAAUUUCAUUUUCUCUUCACACUAAAGUGAAAGCAUGCUUGACCUAUUCAUGUGUUAUCUCUAAAUGAAUUUGCACUGGAUUCAUUUGAUAGUCUUAACAAAUUGAACAAAGCAUGCUUGGGUCAAGUUUGGAGUCAAGUUCAAAUCCACCUUUCAUUCUCUAUUUUGAGCCUGUUUGUAUCCUGUUUCAGCUAACAAGCUGAAUUUCUACAGCAAAAUUGUGUUUGAAAUGUAAGUGUAUAUGCCUCGGCAUGCACAUGUACCUGUCAUUCCUGCAAUCAUGGAAUUAUUCAUCAUUUUUUAAUCCCCUUGGCCCAUUUGGUGAAAGACUGUCUGAACAUUAAACAGCAAGUGGCAUGUUCCCCC